This is a messenger RNA of Hyposmocoma kahamanoa, 2978 nucleotides long. RefSeq lists its product as uncharacterized. Gene Ontology annotation, molecular function: protein binding. Lineage: Eukaryota; Metazoa; Arthropoda; Insecta; Lepidoptera; Cosmopterigidae. The coding region runs from base 120 to 2633 and encodes 837 amino acids. The record is from RefSeq and is a predicted model, not a curated record. The transcript has 4 exons.
UUUCAUCAUAUCUAAAGAAAAUCACAGCCACUGCAUCAGCUUGAACGCAAAACCUCGAAUCUUAUAGAUGCUGUGAGAGCGCUAAUGACUGCUGGCGACAGAUCUACGCUUGCUUGAUAAUGAUUCUGAAGCCGAAGAUGGGUGACACAAUAAGAAGACUUUUCGUUUUAAAUUUGGUAGUAGCCGUUACAUCGGCAGAUUUCACUGAGAAUUGUCCCGACGAAUGCAAAUGCGUUUGGGCAGGUGGUAACAAACAAGUGGACUGUUCUCACGCACAUUUCGACUCAGUACCAAAAAAUAUAAGCACAGACAUUCAAACCCUUAACCUUUCUGGAAACCCAAUACAUGAAAUUUCAAAAGAAGCUUUCGCAGAAGUUGGACAAGUUAAUUUGAAGAAGUUAUUUUUAAGCAAUUGUCAAUUGGAAGUAAUACAUAAACAAGGCUUGAAAGGUUUGGCUAUUAUGAUUGAGUUGGACUUAUCAUUUAACAAUUUGACUUCUCUUCAUCGAGACACUUUUGAUCCUAUCGAGAAAAUUAGAUGGAUAUUUCUCAACGAUAAUCGAAUUGAGAAAUUAGAAGACGGAUUGUUUAAGAAUCUACCUUUCCUCCAAAGGCUUUAUUUGAGCAAUAAUCGGAUUGUACAAAUUGGCGUAAAAACAUUCAUGAAUGUUCCCAAAUUUACUGAUUUGAGAUUGGAUAGUAACAAACUGGAACAUUUGAAGGUAGAUGUUUUGAAUACGUUAUCCCUAACUAAUUUGGAUCUUCAUGAUAAUCCUUGGCGUUGUGAUUGUUAUUUAGCGCCAUUGAGAAAUUGGUUUAUUACCAAGAAUUUACACCGAGUACCCAUUGUCUGCGCUGAACCACCUAAACUUCAUAAGACCGAUUGGAAGAACUUAAGCACCAGUGACUUUGCAUGUAUGCCGAAUAUAGUCUAUCCAUCCACCAGUACAACUCUAAGAUCUUCAGAUACAAACAUUACAUUGUCUUGUCAAGUCGAUGGCAACCCGCUACCAGAAGUGCAUUGGGUAUUCGACGGUCAGAUUAUAGAUAGUCGGUACACGGGCGCAAAGAAAUAUUUAAUAAGUGAAAGCGCCACAGAGAACUCUAAAUGGUUAAAUGUAACGAUUGUGGACACAGGCGUUUCUGAUAAUGGAGACUACUCCUGCGUUGCGAAAAACACAGGCGGAGUAGAUGAGAGAAUGGUUGUAUUAGCUGUAGCACAUAAUACACCUGGCAUUGUGGUACCAACUGGAAUGGACAAUAAUAUGUUGCCAGUAUUAAUUGGAGUCUCUUGUACUGCCGCUAUUUUACUCAUCAUACUUGUUAUAUUUUGUUGGUGUUGCUGUCGACGACGAAAUUCGGAGAAAAAGGGGGAUGCUUCAAAUGGAGAAGCUUUGAUCGAAGGAUCAGUGAUACCAGAAAUGGAAAAGAGUUUAAUUACUGCGGUGAAUCCAGUUACAAAACCGCCAAGACGAUACGAUGUUCCCCCAUUGAUUACUAGUUCGGGGACCGAAAUGUCGGAGCUGAACAAGACAUUGCUGGACAAUGAUUCUGUUUUUGCUCACAAUGACGACGAAAGGCGGUCUUUGGACUACGAACAUCAGAAAAGAUCUCAAGAUGCGCUCAAUGUUGAGUAUGGACGUGUUGAUGGAAGAGCGUAUCCACCCGACUUGUUAUCAUUCCCGGCGAGAGCCGCACAGAUAUCCCCAGCAGCGAGUAAUGCUUCAACAGUACCUGAUACAACAAGACUACCGCUACAAGUGAAUCCAGUUAGCCCCAUUCAUUCCCCCAUCUACGGAAUGACCAAUCAGAAUUUGUUCAGAACGCUGCCAUAUUCAAGAUCUCAGUCUCCUUUCACAGCACCUAUCACUCCACCGGUCAUAACUCCAAGGCAGGGAUAUGUAACUAUACCUAGACGACCAAGGGUACCCAGUUGGUCUAGUACAGCGAGCACACAAAUUCUACCAAGCACAGAGGCCCAGGAACCGUUGUACGAUAAUCUGGGUUUGCGAACGACCGCUGACGGCAGCUCGGUUCUAUCUUUGAACAAGGCUGGAUUGGAGGCUCAGUUCUCUCCGAUGAAGAAUAGACCUUUGCCUGCAACCCCGCCAGUAUAUCAACCACCUCAUCCAGUUUUUUAUGCACCCAUAGAGGAACAAGAGCCUGCACCUUCUCCUGUACCAAAAAGUCCUCAGUAUGUGGGCAAUCAAAGAAACAGCGUCACAUCUCAGCUAUCAACGCCUGGCCCUCAGGAACCCGUGAGCAGGAUGAGUUGGACUGCAAAGAAUACUUCAACUCCUCAGCAUGAGCCUCGAAAGCCGCUGUUCUCAGAUAGAAGUGAUACUCAGUCACAAGCUUCCGACAGUAGUACUUUGAGUCGGAAAGGCAAACCCGAAACUGGAUCUUUAAGAAGACUACCUAAAGCGGAAAACGAAGAGAUGAAGUCACCAUCGAAAGAAGGUGAAAGAAAAAACGAAAGCGUUGCACCCCCUAAUCAAUCAGGUACAUUAGGAAGAAGCGGGAAGAUUCCUCCCAGACCCCCGCCGAAACCUAAGAAAAAGCCUAAUCCUGAAUUGAAUAAUACUACAGAACCUUUGUUUGAGGACGAAGGUGAAGAUGGUACAGAAGUGUAGUGAUAACUCUGCAGUACAGUGAGUACUACCAAAGUGCCAAUGAGCUUGUAGUGAAUAAACAAAGUGAUAUCAGUGACAGACGAAAGUAAAGAACAAAAAUAAUAUGAAUUUUAAUCAUUUGUUUCGCGGUGCUCGUGUAAAUAAAUAACGUGUGUGCUAGAUUUUUUACCUACCUACGUACAAGAUAAAUCAUUAUGGACCAUUUUGUAAAAUUGUAAGCUCUAGUUUUACACCAUGAGUUUGUACACGAUAUGUUACAUAUUUUAAGUAUUUAUUUGUUAUCAUCAGGUAGCUAUUGAAUUUGCUUGCCAGUGUAGGGGCAUCUUUUCAUCCAUUUUCAAGACU